CGCGUGUUUUGUCAGGGCGCCUGCCGGAGCCCUGACAUGCGAGGCGGCCGACACCCUGAGCUGCCUGAUGGCGGGCGGCUCGGAGGAGCUCGUCAGCAGAGUGAUUCGUGUCAAAGUUCGGGACGGAGACGGCUUCCGCUUCCCCGUCACCGUGGCCGUGCCCUUCUGCGUGCGCCAUCGCAGCGGCCACAGAGAGGUUGCGGUGAAGGUCGUUGACGAGGAGGAGAGAGUCAGCUACAUCGCCCCGGCGACGACGGAGGAAGUGCAUGGAGGCCAAAAGGGUUGCUUUGCAGAGGUGAAGGUGUACUCCUUGGGCAUAUUUGCUGUAGUUUCACGUCCAAAAAGAGAAAUGUACAACGUUCCCAGGAAGGGGUUGUCACUAAAAAUCCCCAUGGACCCUCGGAUCUGUCUGGACUACCUCCCAGGAUCCUUCACUGCUCCAGUAAUGGCCCAAACAAUGGUCCAGCCGGUGGACGCCGUCCUUCUGGCGGCCGUCAAGUCCAGGAACGACGCCUACGAGUCGGUGGUGUCAGCCAGCCCGCUGCUCCACCUCACCCACCCUAAGUCGCAGCCACUUAGGAGACCCCUCACGAUUACGCUUCCGUGUCCGCCAAGCUAUGAGAAAAAGGAGGGAAAAAGGAGGAAGGAAAGAAAAGCACACCAGGUUGGGGCUCCUGGUGAUCCCUCGAUUCCCUCGGGCAAAACAAGAAUCCUUGGUGCUUAUCUGAGAUCUAACGAGACGUCCAACGAGUUGCUGGUUGUUCUCGGCUCAAGAGACAAACAGUGGACUGUCCUUGAGAAAAUAGUCACCAGGAACCAAAAGAACGGACUGGUGUCCUUUGAUCUGAUAGAAAACUUUGACAGACUCCUCGCAGUUCGUCUCCUGUCACCACUGCAGCCUUGCCGCCUCAUUGCGCUGGCCGAGGAGCUGGAGGCCUCGGCCUGCCGCCACCCGGUGACCGUCGUCCUCCGGCGUGGGCGGGGCGACCCUCACGCCGUCCUCCUGGCGGCGUUGCCUAGCAGAGACCUCGACUGGGAGCUGAACAGACUGCGGGCGGCCGGUGGCGCCGUGGAGACCUCCUCUGAGAUCUCCCUGUGUGAAGGAGAUCAGCUCCUCCUGCGCUUCAGUGGAAACAUCACAUCCACAGCCUUCACACAGAGCAACACGAGUGAGGAGUCACACGAGCGGCUGACCUUUCACUGUCAGCGGAGGAAUGAGCUGUUAGUGCGCCUAACCGAAGUGGACCCGUUUGGGAAUUACAGCUCGCCUUGCUACAAGGGCACGGCCCUGUUUUAUAGAGUCACCAGAGCUGAGCUGGAGCGGAGAGGGGACAAAGCUGUUCCGAAGGAUGCAAAGCUCCUGGCAGACCCAGUUUGUAAGCUGCCUCUGAGUUUACCAAAGAAAGCGAGAGUCAUCCAUCGGCCGGUUGCCGCCAGAGUGAAGAUAUCCGAGGAGGCAGAGCCUCUCUCGGACGCCCUUCUCCUCUGGCUGUCUGGGGAGCUGUCUCCGGAGGAGACGUCUCUGCUGGUGUCUUCCCUGCGUCUCAGUCGCAGCGCAGCCCGGCUGGUGAAGCUCCGCUCCAGGGACAGUCCGUCAGAACAGGCCUUUCGCGUCCUGGCCAUGUGGAGGCGAGCGCUGCCUGCCGUCACAUGCCACCCGAAGGCCUCCCAACUCGCUGGGAGCCUGGGCAGAAUAGGCAGACCGGAUCUGGCCCGAGAGGUGCUGCUGCGAGAGGCAGAACUUUCUGAAAGCAAGAAAUUUUAGAAAGUGAAAAAAAAAAAAUGGGGGGGAAAAACAUCACACCGGCUUAAUUUUAGGAGCAUGAUGUAGUAAUCGGUUUAUUCCACAAGAGGACAGUGUUGCACAGAGAGACAAUAUUGUGGAAAGAGGAAAGAGGUUCCUCUUUUGAUUUGGGGAGCAGCUUUUGUAGUAAAUGCAAUCUAGAUAUUUAAUUUUUAAUCAACAAAAGAAAUGAUUGUGAGAUUUCAGCUAAUUGCCCCGUACACCUCUCCCCAUCAUGUCUCAGGGACUUUCAGACAAUAUGGAGGACCUGAUCAGUCAAACGGUGUAGUGGGAUAUUAUUGGAACAAUCCUUUAUGCAUUAUUCCUGCAGUUCUUUGAUUUGUUUUACUUUAUGUUUAUAGAGCAAAGAAUUUCAGCUGGAUUGAAGUCUGACCAAGCUUUUUUUUUUUUUUUUUUUUUUUUUGAUUAUCUUUAGCAACACUGUCUUAAGUUAGCAUCUGUGCUGGGGUUUGUUGUUUUGUUUCAUAUGUCAGAGUCUGCAAAGCUAAGAGUUCAAGGGUGUUUGGUUAAAAAAAAAGAAAAAAAAAGAAAAAAAAAGAAAAGCAUCUUU
Messenger RNA from Poecilia latipinna (sailfin molly), 2354 nucleotides. It is a transcript of the gene dthd1, whose product is annotated as death domain containing 1. The coding region runs from base 68 to 1765 and encodes 565 amino acids. The record is from RefSeq and is a predicted model, not a curated record. The transcript is spliced from 8 exons. Lineage: Eukaryota; Metazoa; Chordata; Actinopteri; Cyprinodontiformes; Poeciliidae.